UGAAGUUGGAGGUUGCUUGAAAGCUUCAAGGUCAGUUGGAAUGCCAAGUUAUGAAGUAAUAUCACCUCAAGUUGCUUGCCCAACAUGUUCCGGAGCAGGCUACGUGCGUAAAGAUUCCAGAGCAGAGUAUGUGGCUUUAAUCCCUCUGACAGACCGACGUCUUCGGCCGCGUAGAAUAUGCCUUAAACUUUUUGGGUCUGUAGUGAUCUGCUCCUUAGUAUUUACACUUUUAUUGGUAUUUCUCUUUCCGCGAACAAUCUCUUUGAGAAGUUCAGCGUACAAGUUAAUUACGAUAAGUGCCAUUGCCAACAUGCAAGAUAAUUUGAUAGAUCUCACAGUGAUUAACCAAAUUAAUGUAUCAAAUCCUAACUUUGUUCCAACCACAAUAACUAAAAUAAUUGUAUCUCCAAAAUACCGUUCAGUGGAUCUACAGGAGACUGUUAACAAUUCUAUUCAGAUGCUACCGCUUCGCUCCGAAACUUUACUGAAUGUGACAACGAAGUUACUCUUUGAGCAUAAACAUUUCGAUGUAAUUGGUUGAUCUACCAGGAAAUCCACUUGCUGACCUAGAAUGUGCAAAUCAUAUAGUUCUGUUUGGUGAGGAUGCUGACAAAAUUCAGAGUCUUCUGAUCUACCAUAAGCAACAAUCCGAACAUAUUUGGGAUGUGUCUCCCUCUUUAAGUGCAAAAUGUUGGUCCAAAACUUGUUUGAGCUAACGCCUGUACUAGUGAUAGGAAGUAAAGUCAGUUAGCCAGUCAAUCACAACGUAGAAGCCGGGACUUAUUUACUUUGAUCAUCUUCACACUACGACAAAAUUCCAUUCACUGAGCGAAAUUCGACUACUUAAAUCUAUCAAUUGAAGUUUUGAGACAAUAUGUUUCUUUUCAACUGUUUCCGAGCAUCAACAUCCUUACCAUUUCCCUUACUUAACCUUAAUGCUUAUGUUCAUGUCCAUACUGUAUUGCCAAAAUACAUGUGUAUAGUCCCAAUGUAAUAGAUUAUACUUCAUUCUAUCAUUCAACUUUGGAUCUGUCUCCUGAAAAUCUUAAGCUCUCUCUUUUCAAACUCGUAAAAUAUUGUAGGAGUAACCCCCAACUAAGCAUGUAACUUUUAGCUCCCGUCAUUCAUUCAAAGUUUACUGUAUGUAGUG
Messenger RNA from Schistosoma intercalatum, 1150 nucleotides. NCBI's taxonomy places the organism in Eukaryota, Metazoa, Platyhelminthes, Trematoda, Strigeidida, Schistosomatidae. The record is from the annotation of a GenBank genome assembly.